CAUUCGACAAAGAGGGAAGACUCUUUCAGUUUUGAAUUGAUUACCUCCUGCUUAUAGAAAGAAGAAACCAGAGGGUCUCGCCAGCCAGCGAUCCGUGAAACAAUUACGUCCCACCACGAAAUGUUAAUAUAUUAUUCUUCCCUCCCGCCAUUCCCAAACGCAGCGGGGUUCUUUGCCCUAUACGUCGGUUACUAACCCAAGUGCUAGAAGCGUCGUUUUAUCGCGGUCCAAGGUGGAAGGCGUGAAUUCUCGUCUUUCUGUAUAUAUAUAAAGAAACGUGCAACACUUGGGUCUGCACUAAACCGUUGGUGUCUGUUAUCCGGAGAACAUCAAAACAAGCGACGAUGGCAAACUUGUGUGCAUUCAUUUCGUUGGCUGCAUUUCUGGCUGUCGGAAUACCAUCGCUGGUUAUGGGCCAGGUAGUUUUACCCGGUGAAUGCCCAAAAUACGCGACGCAGGCUCGGUUUAAUCCAGCUCAGUUCAUCGUUUCGAGGUGGUACGAGAUCAGUCGGUAUCCGUCGGCUUUUGAAGAUGACACCAGGUGUUCUGUGGUGGACAUAAAGCCUUCGAGACAAGGUGCUCUCAAGAUGUCUUUCAAGGGAAUCAGUACUACGGAUGGUGGCGCUACAGUGGCUGCAGGCAAUGCUUAUUUCGACUACGGUGAAUUGAGCAAAUUCGUCGUUCAGAUUCCCGUCAUUAGCUGGAAUACAACUUUGCCCAUUCGUUUCUGGAUUAUCUCCACUGAUUACACGAACUACGCGGUGGCCUGGAGUUGCAAUCCUCUUUGCACCGGAUUCCGACAAGAACAACUUUGGGUUUUGGGUAAGCAAACGACACUACCAGCAACUGUUUGGGAGACAGUCAACUCGCAGUUCUUCGCCAAAGGACCUUUCAAAGCAAGCAAUCUGAUUCCGGUCGACCAGAAAGACUGCCCAUCAAUUUUGUAGGGAUGACGUACCUUUCUGUUUAGACGUAGGGAUUAACGAGGUGUCAAUCAAAUGCGGCAAUCUGAAACCACAGAUCAUAAUCGCUCUUUCUUCAUGACUUUUGGGAUAUUAUCAGAAUUGUUCUUUCGUUACUUUCGGAUGGGUGGGUUGUGGAAGGUAGCUUCGGUGGGCAGUGUACGGUACAUGCAAUAUAAAUAUCGAAAAGUCUUCCUGUUUGUCGAACGAUAUGUAUACGAUGAAAAACAAGACAAACACAAUAUACAGUUGAUAAUGGC
Molecule: messenger RNA, 1222 nt
Organism: Daphnia magna
Lineage: Eukaryota; Metazoa; Arthropoda; Branchiopoda; Diplostraca; Daphniidae
Product: apolipoprotein D
Exons: 5
Coding region: 345-947 (200 amino acids)
Source: RefSeq, a predicted model, not a curated record